UCCGUUCGAUCGGAUGUGCUUGCUUACUACAGAAACGGUAGCCAAGCACGAAAUUGGCGGUACUAGGUGCCCUUAGGUGCCUCGAAAUCAACCAGAGUACUAUGUACUGCAACUUUGCGUCGCAGGCCACCUUUCCAUGAACCAGCAUAUCGGUAGUGAGAUAACGACAGCGAUGCGACACCAAGUUGUCGCCUCAUGUCGUUAUGCACCACAUGGCGGGAAAGGGGAACUAAUGGUAGUCACCAAUUUGCUGGCAUACUCGAGCAACCUAUAAAAUUGUUCGGCCUGCAUGCUUCACUCUCAGUUUGAUUCAUCAUGUUAUUUUCCUCUUUCCUCCUCUUGUUGGUUCCUCUCGUCUCCAGUUUGUCCCACACGCCUAGCAUUGGUACACUCCGCAUGCACAAGGUGAAUGCGAGAUCCGUCGACACCACAGCUAUCUCCGGGCGAUACCAGUCUGUCAAUGUGGGACAGUACUCACUGCUCAAUAACCUCUGGGGCGAGCUUGAUGCUACCUCGGGCGCCCAAACCUCUCAGAUCACGUCACUGACCGGUAAUACUAUUGCAUGGAAGACACAAUGGACUUGGAAUGGCGCAGGCAAACAAGUCAAGAGCUACUCCAACAUCCAGCUCAAUACUGGCAUCAAUCAACAAUUGAGCGCUAUCUCCACCAUGCCUACUGCCUGGAAGUGGAAACAGUCGGCCAACGGGACAGUCGUAGCUGAUGUCGCCUAUGACCUGUUCACAUCUGGCACAGCUGGCGGUUCAAACGUAAACGAAAUCAUGAUCUGGCUUGCAAACAUCAAUGCUGGACCAAUCUCCGCGCACUACGACGCCGAGGGUAACGCUGUCCCUAUCGUGACAAACGUUUCGCUCCAAGGCCAUACCUGGAACUUGUACUCUGGAUCCAACGGAGUCAACCAAGUUUACUCGUAUGUCCUGACCAAUGGCACCGUCAAAUCGUUCAAAGGCGACGUUUACCCAUUCCUUUCUUACCUGAUUGACAAUGAGGGAAUGGACCCAUCGCAGUAUCUCACCUGUGCUCAGGCAGGCACAGAGGCUUUCACUGGAACGGCUACAUUCACUACAUCUGCCUACAGCCUGGCCAUUAACUGAAAUUAUUUCGUGUGCCCGUUGUACGGGUUCGAUACACAUGGUUUAAGGAUAAUAUUCCUCUACGGCCGGACCGCCAUUGAAAAAACACUAAUAUGUGUUGCGAGUGUAGGAGCUUCUCCUCUUACGCUCGGUGUGUCAUCGGAGACAUCCCCUUUAUUCUUCUGGUUCCAUCAAUUCCACCCCACUGUCUUAUUUCG
Molecule: messenger RNA, 1310 nt
Organism: Suillus clintonianus
Lineage: Eukaryota; Fungi; Basidiomycota; Agaricomycetes; Boletales; Suillaceae
Product: glycoside hydrolase family 12 protein
Exons: 6
Coding region: 316-1113 (265 amino acids)
Biological process (GO): polysaccharide catabolic process
Molecular function (GO): cellulase activity
Source: RefSeq, a predicted model, not a curated record